AUGAAUAAAAGUUCUUAUGAUCUUUUGGAUUAGGUGAUUUAGAGACAAAAAUAAGAAUUUUUAAAAUUACAAAAUUAUUAAUAAGAGUAGUAAAUUUUUCUUGUCGAUGAAAAUAAAUAACUUAAAUAUAAUUGCAUCAGAUAGAAAUUGAGUUAUAGAAUGUGAAAUUCAAAGACAUCUAAUCAAUCAAAAAUUAAACUGCUUCUUAAGAAUUAAAAUUCAACAUUUAUAUAAAACAAUAUAAGAGAAAGAGAUUAAAACAAAUUAAAAGAAAAAAGAAUAAUAUCGUCAAUUAUUAUUUUAUGACAAAUAUGUAAAAACCUUGUAAAAUAGAAUCAAUCACUUGGAGUACCAAAUUAAACAAUAUUAAGAAAAAGAAUAAAUAAAGUGAAUCAACUGUUACUUUCUAUUUACUAAAGGAAAUUUAGUAAUUGUAUGAAUACAAUAUAAAAUUGACAAUUUCUUACAAAAUAGCAUAUAUAAAAAUAAUAACUAAUAAAUGA
Messenger RNA from Paramecium sonneborni, 503 nucleotides. The record is from the annotation of a GenBank genome assembly. Lineage: Eukaryota; Ciliophora; Oligohymenophorea; Peniculida; Parameciidae.